AUGAGCGACUCCACUUUGCCCUUGGCAGGAUCAACAUCAGCUGUGGAUCCUCACCGUAACAGGAGCUUCAGUGACAGCUUCUAUACCAGUGACGUGUGGAGUAUCAGUGGCAGUGGGCCAUGGCUGCUAGCUGUCAUGUUGUCCCUCAUCAUUCUGAUGACAGCUUGUGGGAAUAUCCUGUUGAUAGCUCUGGUGUUUGCCCACCGAUCCCUACGGUGCACCUCCAACUGCUUCCUAGUGUCCCUUUUCCUGUCAGACUUGAUGGUGGCUCUGGUUGUCAUGCCCCCUGCCAUGCUGAAUGUGCUAUGUGGAACCUGGGUGCUGUCCCCUGGCUUCUGUUCUGUCUGGCUCUGCUUCGACGUGAUGUGCUGUAGUGCCUCCAUCCUCAACUUGUGCGUGAUCAGCCUGGACCGCUAUCUCCUCAUCAUAUCUCCCUUGCGUUACAAGCAGCGCAUGACCCCACCCCGUGCCUUGCUGCUUGUGGGCGGGGCCUGGAGCUUGGCAGCUCUAACUUCUUUCCUGCCAAUAGAGAUGGACUGGCACAGCCUGGGCCGUCUACAGGACCACUCAGGGCACAGCUCGGCCAACGGCACAACCCCAGGGCUGAGCUCUUAUUACCCACCUUCAUACUUCCAGAUCUCCAACUCAGGCAGCUUGUCGUUGCAGUGUCGCCUGCGGGUCACCCUCCCCUUUGCCUUGGUGGCCACUUUCCUUACCUUCUUCUUGCCUUCCACAGCCAUCUGUUUUACCUACUGCCGCAUCCUCCUGGCUGCAAGGCGGCAGGCACGGCAAGUGGAAGCCCUCACACAUCCUCUGUACCCGCACCAUUCACCUGGAGAACCGCUCCAUCCUCCUUCACUUGCACAUGUAGCUCAGGAUGGAGAGGACUACAGCCACCAGGAACCUCCAGCGCUGCGACAUGCUCCGCUGUCGGGGAACAGUGAGCGGCGUCUGGCGCACAGGCAGGGGAAGAGAGCGCUAAAAGCGAGUUUGACACUGGGAGUCCUGCUGGGGCUGUUCUUUAGUGCCUGGCUGCCUUUCUUCAUCACCAAUAUGGCACAAGCGGUGUGCGAGUGCAUUCCACCCUCGCUCUUUGAUGCCAUCACUUGGCUUGGCUACUGCAACAGCACCAUGAACCCCAUUAUCUACCCCCUGUUCAUGCGGGACUUCAAGAGAGCGCUGGGACGCCUGUUGCCCUGCUGCUCUUCCUCUCACGCCCCUCGGCGCCCGUCCCCUCCGCUCUCCCUCUCCCUACGCAACUCUGGAGAGCCCCAGUUGCCCACAGAGCCACCCUCCCUGGCCUCCGAGCCACCGCAGCUGCCCGCCACGGCGACUGACGCUGUAAACCUGCUGGACGCAGAGCAUGCAGAGAUGGACCUGCCACUGCUCCUACCCAACCAGGUCAACACGUUGGACUGAAGUGGUGCUGCCGCACCGUGACGUGGAACGAACCGAUGUUUUUUUUAAAAUAUAUUCCCUGAAAAGAGUUUAGCAUA
Messenger RNA from Electrophorus electricus (electric eel), 1496 nucleotides. The record is from RefSeq and is a predicted model, not a curated record. NCBI's taxonomy places the organism in Eukaryota, Metazoa, Chordata, Actinopteri, Gymnotiformes, Gymnotidae.